This is a messenger RNA of Daphnia pulicaria, 3919 nucleotides long. Its product is annotated as influenza virus NS1A-binding protein homolog. The record is from RefSeq and is a predicted model, not a curated record. Bases 436 to 2796 code for a protein of 786 amino acids. Gene Ontology annotation, molecular function: protein binding. Lineage: Eukaryota; Metazoa; Arthropoda; Branchiopoda; Diplostraca; Daphniidae. The transcript has 16 exons.
UUUCUAAUUCCCAUUUUAUACCGAAUAUUUCGUCACCUAGUGCAUACGUGUUUGAAAGCAGGGCAAAUAGAUAUUUUAAGACAACUUGUAUAAUUUUUUUAAAAGAAAGAUAACCGUAUUUAAUCAAGAAAUCACGUGGCUUACGGCUUCACCACGUGGUUGUUGCUGCUUUUCAAACGGGAGGGCUCUGCUGGGUGUUGCAGCUCUUUUGUGUCAGCUUGUCUCUGCCCAAAAUCCCCAAGCGAAGAAAAAGUCUAUUUAAAAAGCCGGUCUAGCCGUAUCUCGCUUCUCUUCAGACAGCAGUCGUGUCCGUAGACAGAGCUCCUCAGCGUUCUUUAAGAGAGCUUUUGAGUUUUGUUAUUUUCAUCCCUCCCAGCACGUCCAUCGCCGUCUCAUUCUGCACCUCACUCGUAGUUUUUGAUUUUAUUCAUCAACAUGAAACUCGAAGGAAGAGAGAUCGAGACUAUGGCUAUGGGUGCUGCCACGGCGACGAAUGGCGACGCAACACCGGUGGACAUCCCCGGCCGUCGCCUGUAUGCUAAUGGCGGAAAUGAGAAGAAGAACGGCGCCAGUCUUCAUCACAAACAUCAGCACUCGUCUCGAUCUUCGGAUGACGACGAGGUGCCCGAUGAUGACUCGAUCAUGGAGCGGACGCCUUCUAUGAUCUUUACCGAUGCCGAAUUUAAUUCGAGCACGUUGCAGGGCCUCUCCAAGCUGCGCAAGAAUCGACAGUUUUGCGACGUCAUUCUGCAGGUGGGGACGUGGGAGAUUCCGGCUCACCGGGUGAUUCUGGCGUGCUGCAGCCCUUACCUGUUUGAGCUGUUUUCGACGGACGACGGCGGCAAGUGCAGCGAGGAGAACAUCAUCACCUACAAGCUCAACGGCGGCUUUGAGAAGGAUUCGUUCGAGCAACUCAUCAACUACGCCUACACGGGAAAAAUGGAAGUGGCGGCCAGUCAGGUCAAGGCGGUCUACGUGGCGGCCGUAAGGCUCAAGAUGGAGCGAGUUGUCAACUACUGCGCCCAGUACUUGGUCGACAACCUGGAUCCUGCCACGGCCAUCGAGAUCCGUUCCCUGCCCGGUAUCCAGCGCAACUCUGAAUUGGCGGCUCGAGUCGAUGCCUAUCUGGCGGAAGAGAUCACGAGCGUGGCCACCACAAAAGCCUUGCGCAACCUCCCUCUGGUCCAGGUGGAAGUCCUAGCCUCGUCACGGGAGGAAAUGGCUCUACGCGAUGCCAAUGUCACCAUUCUUUGCAAUUUAGUUUUGGAAUGGAUCCAUCGCAAUUGGGAGCCGGCUCAGCUCAAUGUCGAUCAGUUGACGGCUAAAACGCAUUUGCUUUACUUGAACUUGGACAAUUCCCUGCACGAUUGUGUCGACAUUGAGAGCGGCGACGUCAUUGAUUCGGACAUUGUCCAGGAUUAUAAGAAGAUGUCUCUUCGUCUUUCCCAGCCUGGCAGCAAGAAUAAACGCAGGGGGUCGUCACAGCAACCGUCCCGUCCUCGACACUCUCUUUACAGCCGCAAUAUUUCGGAAGUGGCGACUGGUUCGGAAACCAUUCCGGAAGAGUUGGAAUGGCGCGUAGUGGCCGCCACGCAGAUGGGCGAGAAGAGCAUCAUGGCGUUGACGGUCAUCAAUGGACGCAUGACCAAUCUUUCUGUUCUACAGAGACUUAACGCCGCCCCCAACGGCGCUAGCAAUAUCGACGGUAUGUUGACCCCUCUGUCGACACCUGGACAGUCUAGACCACCCAGUGUUGAAAGAUCCACCGAAUCUCUCAGCGCCAUUCCUCACAUGAGCACUCCUCGUUGCGCUGUUGGAUGUGCCAAUUUGAACAACGCCCUUUUCGUUUGCGGUGGCUACGAUCGUGGCGAAUGCUUGAGGACCGUCGAACUCUACGAUCCUUCUCUUAACCGAUGGAGCCAAUUACCGUCCAUGCGUGAGGCUCGCGGCCGUUUUGAUAUCGCCGUCAUCGAGGGUAAAGUUUACGCUGUCGGCGGUUGCAAUGGAACUACUGAAUUGGCUACGGCAGAAGUCUACAGCAGUGACAACUCAAAAUGGACGGCUUUGCCGCCUCUGGAGUUGGCUCGCUCUAAUGUUGCUGUCUGCGAUCUCGCUGGAAAGGUGUACGUAAUUGGUGGAUGGAAUGGCCAGUGUGGCAUGAAACAGUGCAAUAUAUUUGACCCUGUCGAAGGGAAAUGGACAGAAAUUGAACCUCUUAAUUAUGGCCGGUAUCAAGCUGCCGUGACCACCAGAUUGGGAAAACUGUAUGCCGUGGGUGGAUGUGACGCUUGGAACUGCUUGAACACUGUAGAAGUUUACGAUCCUGCAACUGGAAUGUGGGACUUUUUGCCACCCAUGAACACGGCUCGCCGAGGCUGUGGCGUUACCCUUUACCAGAACAAGUUGUACGUCGUUGGUGGCUCGGAUGGUACCCAGUCCCUGUGUACGACAGAAGUAUUUGAUUUCGAGACCAAUUCUUGGUCGCCUGGACCGUCCAUGACUUCAUGUCGUGCCAACAUCAGCGUAACAGUCAUCGAUGGCAAACUAUUUGCUGUUGGUGGAUUUUCAGGCAAAGUCUUUUUAAAUAGCGUUGAAUACCUUGACUCCGAGUCUAUGGAGUGGACGACUUUCGUCAACCGAACGUCAGCUGAAGAUACACGGUCAGAGGCUAGCGCUUUCAGCCGAAGAGAGUCGCAAAUCACCUUGCCUCCCGUCGAUGAAGAAAACAUGGAAGAGAAAAUCCCCGGCAGUCAAGCUGAUUCUAGCGGGUGUGAAUCUGAUGAGCAUUCAUCCUAAAAGAAGCGAAGAGAGAAAGAACAGCCAUUCCGAUAAAAGAGAGAGGGGAAAAAUGAUGUUCUAAAAUCCGCAAUCGACAUUCUAUCAAUCUCCUCCAACCCCCCAGGUUUGGUCCGGUUUUGUUUGAUUCAUUUUUACAGUCGGAAAAGGUAAAAAGGAAAAAGUAAGAUACGAAGCAGGAACACACUUUUUUUUUAAAUCAAAUUCUUUACAAAAAAAAAAGAGAUACGGGGAUUACUAAAUGAAAUUUUUUUUUUUCUCCUUCUCACCGGGGACCAUUGCUCACUUACUAAAACAUAAAUUGGAUUCUAAAUAGAAGUAGAAUGGGUAAUUAAAAAAGACUUAAAAAACUGAAUUAUUCUUCGUUAGCUCGACUCUCCGACAGACUAUAGAGCGAAAAAUUUACAAAAAAAAACUACUAUUUUUGAUGAUAAAACAAAUAAGUGCCAGUUGAAAAGUUCAGCAGUUUGCUAGAAAUUGUCCAAGGAAGUGUCGUCUGCUGAUGGUAGGAAUCAUUGCGGUCGGUAUAAUUAUGUUUUAAAUGGGGGAGAAAAAAAAAAGAAAAUUUAUACAUGUACACUGAUAGUCUCUCGUUAGGCGUUUCUAUCCUCGUUAUAAGAAGAAAAAAUGUCGGUGCAACAUUUUCACACAAUUUUUGUUGGAAUUGUUUCUUUCGUUCCUCUCUUGAAAACUACUUUGGAAUUGUUUUGCCCAAAAUUUUUGAACGUGGAAUUCGUCUGAGUAGCGAGAAUCGCUUCAAAUAACGCAAUGGAUUUUUUCUUACCCUUUUCUUUCUCCUCUUUAAGUUUUGUUUCAUCUUUAAAUUGCCAUUAAAUUAGAGUACACUUUACUGUGAUAGCUCGCGACGGAGAAAUGUAGAUUUCAAUUGGCCGACUAAGAAACUAGUUAAACAAAACACUCCGGUGCUCGCAGAUGAAUUUGUUUGAGAGUCCUGGCGCAUUCAUUUAUUCUGCAUUUCUCCCUCUGCAAGUUUUCCCCUCCACAUUUUCUCCUCCUUUUUGAUUUCUCCGUUUUAAUAUCAACACUUCCCAUUCGAGUAUACACUACACCUCACAUCUGGCCAUUACGUAAACCGAAUACACACUGCUGUCGUUGAAAUCGA